CCUCGUUUAUUCCACGCAUGCUGCUGGGAGGCUACGCACUCGGCAAACAACAACCCUUCCCAUCCUCCCUCACGCGCGUUCGAUGUGAUUGCGUUUGCACAACCCGGGCAAGCACGGACACCUGCGGUCCUUGUUCGGACAGCCUGUCAUCUGAUUUGUUUCGUAUUGGCCAUUUCUUUUCAAGCAGCGUUUGCAUCUGACCUGAGUUUGCUAGCAACUCGCGGUGUUUUUGCAGGGCAGACACAAAGCUGACGAAGAGCUCUGGAUGCGCUCUUGAACGCAUCGCCGAAACCCGCCCGCUGCUCCCGCUGCUGCCGCCGCUGCUGCUGUUCGGAACAGAGCUCCGGAUGAGCUUUUGAACGCAUCACCACUGCUCCGGUCCCGUAUCGGGUCCUUGCACGUGCUGUUGUUUUCCCCUUUGUUGUGACUUCAGCUGGACAUGUGGGCGGCAAAUCGAAAUCCAAACUCAGGUUGAUCUAGCCGAAGCCAGCAUGAACUAUGAGGCUCUGGACACCGGGAUGCGGGACUACUCUCCGCGCCUUCACGGGACAUUGGAUACGGUGAUGGAACCCUCCCUGAAUGCUCACAUCAACCCCAACCUCCUGCAGGGUGUGGAGAUGGACGCGGACGGUCUGGCCGUGACAGGCCCCGAAGCCGUGCACGUGACGGAGGGCAUGUUUUCGGAGCUGCACAGUGUCGUCUCCGAAGUUGGCGUCCCCGUGACAGCCACGCAUUUUGACGCGCAGGAAGAAAUGCUGUGGAUGGGAAACCACAGAGGUCACGCCACGUCAUUCUUUGGCUCGACGAUGGGCCGCUACUCUUCUUUUCAAGUUCACGCCACCGACGACAUUCGGCACAUCCAGAGUCUGGAAACGGGCGUGCUGUUCCUCUCAAAGUGUAACCUCAAGUGCUACACUCGCGGCGGCUUCGUCAUGUUUGAUUAUCCGAUGGAGGAAGGCGCCGAUAUGCAUAGCCUCCUGAUGACCGACAACAAUACUUUGCUGAUGGGCGGCCUGCAAAACUACGUGGCUGAGCUGGACUUGAAUACGGUUCAGGAAACGCAAAAGUUCACCGUGGAGGUCCCCGGAGUGGCAAUCGUGCGCCAAAGCAGUCGCUUCUUCUUCUGCGGCCACACCUCGGGCAAGGUGACGCUUCGGGACCCACGCACGUUCAAGACGGAGCACCGCUUUGACGCCUUCUCGGGCAGCCUGUCGGACUUUGACGUGCACGGCAACCUGUUAGCCGCCUGCGGCUUCUCCAGCCGCGGACUGAGCGGCCUGGCUUGCGACCGCUUCCUCAUGGUGUACGACCUGCGCAUGAUGCGAGCCGUCACGCCGCUUCAAGUGCACGUGGACCCGCUCUUCCUGCGCUUCAUCCCGACGUACACGUCCCGCUUGGCCAUCAUCUCGCAGACAGGUCAGUGCCAAUUCUGCGAGCCCACCGGGCUGGCCAACGUGGCGGACAUCUUCCACGUCAACACGGUGGGCCAGCUGCUGAUGAGUUUUGACGUGUCGUCCGGCAAGCGAGCGUUAGCCUUCGGGGACUCGGGAGGAUGCGUGCACCUGUGGUCGGACGCUCCCGACGUGUCCUUCAACGACUACUCCCGGGAGACGGACUUUGCUCUGCCCUGCCUGGUGGACACGCUGCCUCAGCUGGAGUGGAACCACGACCUGCUGCCCCUUUCGCUCAUCCCCAUGACGCUCACCGGCACCGAGCCGCUUUUGUCGGACUGGCCCGCCGCGCUGGCUGCGCCUAGACCCAGACGAGCGCCUCCCGUGGACCCGGAAAUCCUGCGCACCAUGAAGACAGUGGGAUUCAUCGGCUACGCGGCCAACCCUCGCGCUCGUCCCCGGAACCAGGUUCCUUACAAAAUGAAAGACACCGAGCAGGAUUACGACAGUUACAGCCAGGUCCCGGAGUCGCCCAUCGGGCGUGACCAAGAGCCGCAUCUCUACAUGGUGCCCAAAAAAUAUCGAAAGGUGACCAUUAAAUACUCCAAGCUGGGACUGGAGGACUUUGACUUCAAGCAUUACAACAAAACUCUGUUUGCUGGCCUGGAGCCUCACAUCCCUAACGCCUACUGCAACUGCAUGAUCCAGGUUUUGUAUUUUCUGGAGCCCAUUCGCUGUCUGGUGCAGAAUCAUUUGUGUCAGAAGGAGUUUUGUUUGGCCUGCGAGCUCGGCUUCCUCUUCCACAUGUUGGACUUGUCGCGAGGAGAUCCCUGUCAGGCAAGCAAUUUCCUGCGGGCAUUCCGCACCAUCCCCGAAGCGUCCGCACUGGGCCUGAUCCUGGCAGACUCUGACGAGCAAACGGGCAAGGCCAGACUGGGACGUCUGAUCCAGAGCUGGAACCGCUUCAUUCUCACGCAACUGCACCAGGAGACUCAAGAGCAGGAGGGGCCGCAGGCUUACCGAGGAGCCGGUGGCGGCGCCAGCGGUGGGGGCGGCAGCAGCAGCAGGUCAGAGGCCCAAAGCGGCUGCCCGGGCUCAUCCGGCGAGUCGGCUGUCGGCAAGCUGUUUGGCUGCGAGGUGGAGAACAGCAGUCUGUGUCGCUGCGGCAAAGAGACCGUACGCUCCUCCCUCACCUUGCUCUUCACCAUGCGUUACCCCGAGCACAACCCUCAAGAGAAAACCGUGAAGGAGUACGACUUUGCCGAGAUCCUGAAGAAGAGCAUCUGUCUGGAGCAGAGCACGCAGGCGUGGUGUGAAAACUGUGACAAGUAUCAGCCCACGGUCCAGACACGCAACAUUCGAUGUCUGCCCGAUGUUUUGGUGAUAAACUGUGAGGUGAACAGUGCUAAAGAGGCGGAAUUCUGGAAGGUCCAAGCAGAGUACGCCUUCCUGAAAGCGCGGCCAAAAGUGGAGUCGGGGCCCGCCGUGCCUGCAGAAGCCCCGCCCAUGCCCAGCGAGUGGUGCCUUGACGGCGAGGAGGACGUCGCCAGCAGCGUGGGGGGCUUUGCUCGCCCGGAGGACCUGAGACACACGUGGAUCCCGCUCACGUUGAAGAUGUCCAUCAGCAAAAGCCAAGGGCUGCAGGUCAGCAACUGGCCAGGAGGGGACGAGGUGAGCGCGGGCGAGGAGGCGGGCGAGGAGGCGGAUGGUGCCUCCCUCUACGACCUGGUGGUGACCGUGCCUCAUGUCCUGGACGCUCGCACGGGCGGCAACUUGGUGGCGCACAUCAAAGUGGGAGAAACCUACCACCAGAGAAAAGAGGGAGUCACGCACCAGCAGUGGUACCUUUUCAACGAUUUCCUCAUCGAGCCCAUCGACAAGAGUGAAGCCGCCCAGUUCGACGUGAGCUGGAAAGUGCCCGCCGUCCUCUAUUACGCCAAGAGGAACUACCACGCCAAAUACGAUCUCCGCAUUCAAAAGCCCAUCGACGCCAGCGUCCUGCUGACGGAGGCCUCGCUGGCUCGCAAGCAGAGGAAGACUCACGCCACCUUCAUCCCGCUGAUGGUCAGUGAAAUGCCGCAGGCGGGCGACCUGGUGGGGCUGGACGCAGAGUUUGUGACGCUCAACCAGGAAGAGGCCGAGCUGCGCAGCGACGGCACCAAGUCCACCAUCAAGCCCAGUCAGAUGUCGGUGGCCAGGAUCACGUGCGUGCGGGGCCAGGGGCCCAACGAGGGCGUGCCCUUCAUCGACGACUACAUCUCCACGCAGGAGCAGGUGGUGGACUACUUGACUCAGUACUCGGGCAUCAAACCGGGAGACCUGGAUGCCAAGAUCUCCUCCAAGCAUUUGACCACUCUCAAGUCCACCUACCUCAAGCUGCGCUUCCUUAUCGACACGGGGGUCCGCUUCGUCGGCCACGGCCUCCAGAAGGACUUCCGAGUGAUCAACUUAUCGGUGCUGAAAGACCAAGUCAUCGACACCGUCUACCUCUUCCAUUUGCCUCGCAAGAGGAUGAUAUCACUGCGCUUUCUCGCCUGGUACUUUCUCGACCUGAGCAUCCAGGGGGAAACCCACGACAGCAUCGAGGACGCCCGCACGGCCCUGCAGCUCUACAGGAAGUACUUAGAAGUGAGUCGUGCCGGCGGCCCCGACCAAGUCAGGAAGGUGCUGAAGGGACUCUACGAAAAAGGCCGCCAGAUGGACUGGAAAGUCCCGGACGGGGACGUGGGAGAUGGCGGCGGCGGAGCUAGUCCAAAACGGGCUGCACUGUUUCCUCCGGUGGCAGGCCUGUGACUCAACAACGCCGAUGCUGUCACCCUUUCUUAUCUUCCCCCAGCCGCCGCCGUCGUUUGCAGAUCUGCAUCGUGACAUCGUCAGCGUUUCGCAACAGGAAGUCAACUUGCUGUCGUUUUUACAAAGUCCCGUCACGUUUGUUUGUUUGCUUUGCUUUGCUUGGAAAUGUUGUCGGGGCAUAUCAAUAAAGAAAUGGAGCACUGUUUGGGAACAUCUCCGCUCGAAACACUAAAGCUUAGUCAAAAUUCUACGGCGUACGCGCGCACACAAAGAUAAUGCCUGAACAACGACAUGGCCACAAAAGUGGGUGCUGCCCCCCCACGUCCUCUUUUGCUGUCGAGAAGGGGGCCAGAAAAUGUCCUGCAAGUUUGAGACUGUCACUUGAUAAAUGGGAAUGCAAAACCAAAAGAAUUCCUUCCUACUUUACUCCCUGCCUGAUUAUAUAUAUUUUUACAUUGUAUUAUUAGAGGAAUAAAAAUCUUAAAUUUGAGAGAUAAUUGUCAAUGAUUAUUUAUCAUUUUUAAUCACGCAAGUUGUGCCAGUACAAGAUUAUGUGUGACUGAUGGCUGUGUAUUGCCCUGUCCAAAUAUAUUCGCCCUGCGGUCCAUCGCUGUGUCCAAGUUUA
Messenger RNA from Syngnathus typhle (broad-nosed pipefish), 4809 nucleotides. It is a transcript of the gene pan2, whose product is annotated as poly(A) specific ribonuclease subunit PAN2. Gene Ontology annotation, cellular component: PAN complex; P-body. Gene Ontology annotation, biological process: mRNA processing; nuclear-transcribed mRNA poly(A) tail shortening. Gene Ontology annotation, molecular function: poly(A)-specific ribonuclease activity; protein binding; nucleic acid binding. Lineage: Eukaryota; Metazoa; Chordata; Actinopteri; Syngnathiformes; Syngnathidae. The coding region runs from base 492 to 4184 and encodes 1230 amino acids. The record is from RefSeq and is a predicted model, not a curated record. The transcript has 27 exons.